AUGCUCAAUUUUCACCCUUCUUGUGAUUGCUUCCUCAAUAUGCUGGGAAACAAGUUAGUAGUGAUUAUUGGUGCCACGGGAACUGGAAAAACAAGACUCUCAAUUGAGAUAGCCAAGGCGAUUGGUGGGGAAGUGGUAAAUGCUGACAAGAUGCAAAUUUACGAUGGCCUGGAUAUUACGACAAACAAGGUUUCUUUACAAGAUCGAUGCGGCAUAUCUCAUCACCUUAUUGCGUCCAUCCCUCGCAACGCAGGUGAUUUUCCUGUGUCAUUUUUUCGAUCUGCUGCAAAAACCACAAUAAACUGCAUUGCCAGACGUGGUCACACACCGAUUGUGGUGGGUGGAUCUAACUCACUUAUCCAUGGUCUCCUUGUUGACAAUUUUGAUUCGUCUAUUGUGGAUCCUUUUGGGCAAUUGGAGGUUAGCUAUCGGCCGACGCCUCGAUCGCAAUGUUGUUUUCUAUGGGUUCAUGUUAAUGAGGUGAUUCUUAAUGAGUAUUUGAAACAUCGUGUUGACGACAUGGUUGAUGCUGGGUUAGUUGAGGAAAUUGAAGAAUAUUUUGACACAUUAUCAGUUAAUGGACAUGUUCCAUAUGUGGGAUUAGGGAAGACCAUUGGUGUUCCAGAGCUAAGCGAGUAUUUUACUGGACGGGUGAGUUGUAGUGAUGCUCUUUCUAUGAUGAAGACCAAUACACAGAUUCUUGCAUGA
This is a messenger RNA of Oryza sativa Japonica Group (Japanese rice), 708 nucleotides long. RefSeq names its product adenylate isopentenyltransferase 8, chloroplastic. Gene Ontology annotation, cellular component: mitochondrion. Gene Ontology annotation, biological process: tRNA modification. NCBI's taxonomy places the organism in Eukaryota, Viridiplantae, Streptophyta, Magnoliopsida, Poales, Poaceae. The record is from RefSeq and is a predicted model, not a curated record. Gene Ontology annotation, molecular function: tRNA dimethylallyltransferase activity.